AUGAGGUUUGUUCCGCAUCGAAAUCCCGGAUUUCAAACUGCAGAUAUUUACGACGACACGUUCACUGAUUUCAGUUCAGACUACGAUUCAGAUGAUGGUUUUAACACAGAAUUGGAGGACACUGAGGGAAAUAUCUUACAUUCGGAUGUCACCCUUCCUUUAGAAGAGUUAGAACAAUUACCCGAGUUUCUCUCUGAACAGGGGUUGAACAAACGUUUCGACCUUGCUUGUAAAUUAGCAGAUCAUAAAGAGCUCAUUCCUAUACGUCAAUAUUCGCCUAAUCUGAAGCCGUCUUCUCGUUUACCCACAUCUGAGUCAGCUCAAACUCAAGUCGAGAGAAAUAGAGACGACAAUUUGGAGUCGUAUUUUGUAUCAAGAUUUACAGAGGAGAAACUGAAAAGAAAACAGAAACUUGAUUUUCUGAUCAAAGAGGAAGAGGAGAGAAAGAGGAAAAUAGAGGAGGAACGUCGUAGGAAGGAGGAAGAAGAAAGGCGACGGAGGGAAGCCGAGGCACGCCGUAUUAAGGAAGAAGCAGAGAAAAAGGCAAGAGAGGAAGCAGAACGUAAGCGUCGUGAGGAGGAGGAAAAGAGGAAAGCCUUAGAAGAGGAGAAACGACGUGUUGAACGACUUGAAAAAGCAAGGAGGGAACAGGAAGAAGCCCUGAAAAAGCAAAAGGAGGCAGAGCAUGAAGCCAAAAGAAAACUAGAUGCAGCAAGGAAAGAAGAAGAGGAGAAGAAGGCUCUAGAGGAAGCCAAAAAUUCCAUCGUCAAACCUAGUGAGAUUGAAAAAUUGUACAUGAAGUAUAUGGAUAAUAUCAAAGUAAUCGAAGAGACUAUUCUAAAUCCAGUCAGGGAGGAUAAGGAAUUGAAAAAGGUUGUCGGAACUCAUAAACGUAAAAUCAACCCAAAAUUUGGUCAAUUAACAAAUAGCCAACAACAAUAUUUUAGGUUAGUUACUGAAAUAAGAGACUUAAUCCUACAGACACAGUCGAAUGAGCUAGCAUAUAAAUGGAUCCUUAAUUUUGUUUCAGAUGCCAUCAUCUCACAGGCUGAAACAGAAGUUUCAGUAAAACCCAAAUCGUCGCUACCGUUAGCUAAACUUACUCUGAAUUUAAUGCUGCUAUUUCCUGCACUUCGACACUAUAUGCUUUGCAAGUUUUACAGAUCCUGUCCUAUGCUUAUAGGUUAUUCUUGUUCGGAAGAUACAGAAGAGGGAAGAGGUCGUAUGGGUUGGAUGAGAGAUGAAGAUACUGGAAAAUGGGAAAAUGAAGUUCAACAUAAUGAGAGAUUGUCUGGUAUUUCCACUUUAUAUUCCGUGAUAACUCGACUAAAGGUUGAUCAGUCUUACCUUGGUUACGAUCCUUCUUCAAUGAAACAUCCACUUCCAAUUUCUCACUCUUGGAUUUUUCUUGCACGAAUGGUUGAUACCCCAAGCGCUCUAGUUACAGAGACACACUUUGUGAUAGUUGGAUCAUGGUGGGAUGCCUGUUCUAGAGAAUUUCUUCAAGCUUAUGGAAGACAAAGUGCAAAACUUCUUCGAUUGAUUGUCGAAAAGUGGACAAGAAUCAAUGGGAAAUCUUCAGCAGGCAGAGUUAGAUUACAACUCCUAGGCGAAGAGUGGUCAAAGGGAGUAGUGAAAUCAUUCCCUGAAAUGGAAAUGUAA
This is a messenger RNA of Pichia kudriavzevii, 1662 nucleotides long. RefSeq lists its product as uncharacterized. Gene Ontology annotation, cellular component: nuclear pore; nuclear pore cytoplasmic filaments; cytoplasm. The record is from RefSeq and is a predicted model, not a curated record. Gene Ontology annotation, biological process: regulation of translational termination; regulation of translational initiation; poly(A)+ mRNA export from nucleus. The transcript has a single exon. NCBI's taxonomy places the organism in Eukaryota, Fungi, Ascomycota, Pichiomycetes, Pichiales, Pichiaceae. Gene Ontology annotation, molecular function: phospholipid binding; translation initiation factor binding; inositol hexakisphosphate binding. Bases 1 to 1662 code for a protein of 553 amino acids.